ACAGGGUGUGCAUAAUAGACACAGAAAGACUGUGAGGGGGCACGAGACAGACAAAAACUGAGAAAAGGAACAAGGGGGGAGUCUGAAGAAGAAAGACACUGCAGUACAAUAAGAGACACUCCUGGACGAGGGACACAAGCAGCACAGAAAGUGAGGGGGGAGAGGUGAGAGAGUGGGAGAGACAGACAAUAUACAGAGAGAAAGUGAAACAUUGGAUAUUCUGAGACCUGUGCUUCCCAACAUGGCACUUCUGAAUAUCUGUGGUCCUUCUCAGGACUGGCAGUUGCCACUGUAUGGAGGAAAAAUCUCACCCACAAUCAACUUCAAACCAUCGAAGACUGAGCUGGCAGUGCCCCCAGGAUGGCAGCCAGCAGAAUUCCUACAUCGCUUUGAAAAAGGGGUAGAUGGUGUGAAGAUAGAGCCAUGGCAUGGAACCACCACUAUGGCCUUCAAAUUCCAGCAUGGAGUCAUCGUAGCGGUGGAUUCACGAGCAUCAGCUGGAAGUUAUGUUGCAACACUAAAGGUUAAUAAAGUGAUUGAGAUCAAUCCUUACCUACUGGGCACCAUGUCUGGAUGUGCCGCAGACUGCCAGUACUGGGAGCGCCUCUUGGCUAAGGAGUGCAGGUUAUAUCAGCUACGGAAUAACACCCGGAUAUCUGUGUCGGCGGCAUCGAAACUCCUGGGUAACAUGAUGCUCCAGUAUAGGGGACAAGGUUUAUCCAUGGGCAGCAUGAUCUGUGGUUGGGAUAAGAAGGGUCCUGGACUGUACUACGUGGAUGAAAAUGCUACAAGGUUGUCAGGUGACAUCUUCUCCACAGGAUCAGGAAAUUCCUAUGCAUAUGGGGUGAUUGAUAGUGGACAUAGGUAUGACAUGACCUCCGAAGAGGCCUAUGAACUGGCCCGUAGAGCUGUCAGCUAUGCAACUCACCGUGAUGCCUAUUCCGGAGGCGUAAUUAACAUGUAUCACAUGAAGGAAGAUGGGUGGAUUAAGGUUGGGCAGUAUGACGUAAGUGAAUUACUACACAAAUACGCUGAGCAGAAGACCCAGUGACAUUCUGCUGAACUACUUACCACCCGACCCGUGACCCAUUUCCUGUCUGAGAUCCUUCAAGGCAACAUACAGCUCCUCUGGUCCUAGAGAUAAUGUGAUACGUCUAUGACUAUUAGUCUGCAAACUAUAUAUUUUUUUUUUCAGAUUUUAUACCAAAUCAGGGAUUUGGAAAUAAAUAAACAUUAAAUAAA
This is a messenger RNA of Pelobates fuscus (common spadefoot toad), 1242 nucleotides long. RefSeq names its product proteasome 20S subunit beta 8 (gene PSMB8). Bases 242 to 1051 code for a protein of 269 amino acids. The record is from RefSeq and is a predicted model, not a curated record. The transcript is spliced from 6 exons. NCBI's taxonomy places the organism in Eukaryota, Metazoa, Chordata, Amphibia, Anura, Pelobatidae. Gene Ontology annotation, molecular function: threonine-type endopeptidase activity. Gene Ontology annotation, cellular component: proteasome core complex.